Knipowitschia caucasica is the source of this 1353-nucleotide messenger RNA. NCBI's taxonomy places the organism in Eukaryota, Metazoa, Chordata, Actinopteri, Gobiiformes, Gobiidae. The record is from the annotation of a GenBank genome assembly.
AUGCAGGAGCCCCCUCCCCUCUGUCACAUCAAACACAUGCGAGUCCAUGUGUCUCGCGUACAAAGCGCACGCAGCACCGGGAGGGAUACGGGCUGGGGGAGGGGACCAGUGGAUCCAGUACGGACACUUGACGUUGUUGCACUGGGAGGGGGCGGUGCUUCGGGGUUUCACCCAAACCCUAUCCCUCUUUAUCCAUUCAUCCUCCAGCUCCUCCGCCACCGGCUCAACGGCUGCAUCCGGGAAGGCACCAUCACCACCUCCAUCUUCUGCUCUCCCAUUCUCCUGCGCUUCUGCGGGCACUGCAAGGACACGACCCCCACUAACCUGCGUUGGAUAAAGAUGAAGAUUGACACCAACCUGAGCAUGCCGCAGCUGCCCGAGGCGCUGUCUCACGCAGGGCUGCAGUUCACUGUAGCCACAGAAGAGGACUUUGAUGACAUCAUGGCCAUGAGCCAGGACAUCUACGGAGGCCUGGACUAUCUGCCCACCCGAUACUCCGACUGGCUGCAGGAGACCAACCGCAUCGUCAUCCUGGCUCGCAAGCACGGAAAAGUGAUUGCCCUGGAGUCUGUGUGUGUCAUCGACGGCGGGGAGACGGUGCUGGUGGAGGGGCUACGGGUGGCCCCCCAGGAGCGGGGCAAAGGGGUGGCUGGGGUUCUGCUCCGCUUCUGCUCUGAACUGGUCAAAUCCAGGUUUCCUGACGUGAAAGUGACACGCCUGACCAGGGACGACCAGCUGGGUCCCAAAGACUACCAGAAGUACCGCAUCAUCACCAAGCAGGGGAUCCUUCUGGUACGUUUCCGGGCGGAGGAGCUGAAGCAGCGCCUGUCAGAGCUGGGCUUUGGGGAAGACCUCCACUAUCCUGUGAUCAGCUCCUCUCAGCGAGCCAGCCCUCUGCGCCUGGACCACACCACCAUCCAGCGCCUGUUUCUGGGCACAGACCUGAUGCAGCCGGUCCUGCCGAACGCCACCAUCAUCCAGGACUGGCAGCCCUUCAAGCUGCUCUCCAGUAACAUGGCCAUCCUGCUCAAGAAGGACGUGGACUGGAUGGUGGACAGCCUGAGCAACCCCAGAGUGGCCAGUCUGUGCACCUUCCCCUUCAGCGUGCCCAUUGGAGAUGACUGGUACUACCUGAACAUCGACAUGUUCGGCAAAGACGUGGGGUUGGUGCGGCAACAGUUCCUGGGCCACCUGCAGCGCCACACCCGGGCCCUGAAGGGUCACGUGAUGUGCCAGAUGUUCCUGGAGCCUCAACUGUGGGAGAGCAUGGCCCAUUUCUGCCAGCACACUCUGGGCGUGGAGCUGGUGAAGGAGUACAGGGAGCAGUGUGUGGUGGAGGCCGACCUGGUGUAG